Penicillium mononematosum is the source of this 1101-nucleotide messenger RNA. RefSeq names its product U2 snRNP complex subunit HSH49. Gene Ontology annotation, molecular function: RNA binding. The transcript is spliced from 3 exons. Lineage: Eukaryota; Fungi; Ascomycota; Eurotiomycetes; Eurotiales; Aspergillaceae. Gene Ontology annotation, biological process: positive regulation of mRNA splicing, via spliceosome. The coding region runs from base 1 to 1101 and encodes 366 amino acids. The record is from RefSeq and is a predicted model, not a curated record. Gene Ontology annotation, cellular component: nucleolus; U12-type spliceosomal complex.
AUGUCUAACGCAAGGCAUUGGGAACAAGAUAAAGAGGCAACCGUGUACAUCGGAAACCUUGAUGAACGGGUCUCAGACAGCCUGGUAUGGGAAUUGAUGUUGCAGGCUGGGCGCAUCGUUAACGUCCAUCUGCCCAAAGACCGGGUCACGCAGUUACACCAGGGGUAUGGAUUUGUUGAGUUCAUCAGCGAGGAAGAUGCCGAAUAUGCAUCGAAGAUCAUGAACGGAAUCCGUCUCCAUGGCAAGCCUAUUCGUGUUAACAAGGCAUCGGCUGAUAAGCAAAAAACCGUGGAAAUUGGCGCCGAGCUGUUUGUGGGUAACCUUGAUCCUAUGGUUGCCGAGCAGGUUCUCUUUGAUACAUUCAGCCGGUUUGGCAAUCUUGUCAAUCCGCCUAAAAUUGCCCGUGAUGACAACAAUCUCUCUAAGGGAUAUGGAUUUGUUUCUUUUGCCGAUUUCGAAUCCUCGGAUGCGGCUAUCGCCAACAUGAAUGGCCAGUACCUGAUGAACAAACAGGUUUCUGUACAGUAUGCAUACAAGAAGGAUGGGAAAGGCGAGAGACAUGGUGAUGAAGCAGAACGAAUGCUGGCAGCCCAGGCUCGCAAGCAUAAUGUACAGCCACCCACUCAGCAAGCUCCGCAGUUCCCUGGCACUGGCCCGGGCGUAUCAUCAACGCCGGCCAUGUCGAAUGGCGACAUCUCUCGACCCUUGAGCACAGCCCCGUCACAAACACCAGAUGUAGGUAUGAAUCGGGGUGUGACCCCAGCCAUGACCCCGGCUAUGCCUCCAGCUUUGCCCUACCAGAGUGCGCCUCCUCCAAUGCCUUACCAGACCGUUCCCCCUCCAAACCGACAUGUCCCACCUCCGGCCCCUUCACUCAAUACCCCACCUCCGGGGCUCCCAGCUCGACCUCCGCCUUCCCAAGCUGGCUACGGCGGCCCACAGACCUUUUUACCGCCUGGAUUCAAUGGUGCAGGCCAACCGCCCUUCGUCCCACAGGCUGCACCUCCCCCUGGGUUUGGGCCGCCUGGAUUUGGACCUCCAGGUGGGCCCCCUUCAUUGCCACCGGGCUUCCAACAGCCCGGAUAUGGAGGCAGUCGGUGA